Molecule: messenger RNA, 5234 nt
Organism: Xiphophorus couchianus (Monterrey platyfish)
Lineage: Eukaryota; Metazoa; Chordata; Actinopteri; Cyprinodontiformes; Poeciliidae
Product: monocarboxylate transporter 7-like
Exons: 5
Coding region: 1104-2891 (595 amino acids)
Biological process (GO): transmembrane transport; monocarboxylic acid transport
Molecular function (GO): monocarboxylic acid transmembrane transporter activity
Source: RefSeq, a predicted model, not a curated record
AAAAUAAAAGAAUUUUUUUUUUAGUUUUAGUUUUAAAAUACACAUGUUUUUUUCUCUCUCUUCAUAAUGAUAAUAAAAGUCCCUCAAACUGACUGAGAAUGACCCACUUUUUAAAAUUCCUAAUUUUGCGACCAAUCUCUACGGUGACUGUAGGAGGCGCUAUUUCCUUCUGUUCACCUCCAAUGUAUCCCACGUGUUUUUUAGGCUACAAAUAAACACGUCUCAAAUUUUUUAUAAGCUUGGAUGAAGUAUAUAUAUAUAUAUAAAAAUAUAUCGUUUUCAUGUCACAUGAUCCUGCGACUGUAUCGUUUGUUUUGGGGAUGUGGAGGGUUUUCAGAGUACCAGUAAAAAACGAACAAACAAAAAGUGGCCUGUAUUUCAAUGUAACAUUUUCUGUUUUAAAAUGAAUAACUGUCCCUUUUUCCUUUCCUGGUUUCUGAUGAGAAAAUCUCAAAAGAUAAUAAUUCACUUGGGCAGAUUGCUGUUCUUCUUUAAACAACACGGCGUGUUUCAGUGCAUCUCUUCAAAGUAAUAAUAAUUCUUGUGAAAAUAAUUUGAUGCACCUCUUGCUUUCUGGUGCAUCACAAGACAUUCACAUGUAUAACUAGAAGUAUUUCAGCAAUACCUUUGAAAAAGUGAAUCUCAUUCAUAAAGUGAUAUAUUACAAGUCUUUAUUUCUGUCAACAUUGAUGGUUACGGUUCACAUCAAACCAGGAUCUCAUGGGAAAUCUCAUUUGAUAAUCUCACAUAGUGCUGAUUGAAAGUCAGUCAUGCUUCAUUUGUAACAGUGUGCACCGAUUGCAGUUUUCUGGCCAAUUAAUGAUUAACAAUCUUUAAAAAGCCUGACCUGCCAAUUCCAAUUUUGGCUGAUACCGUGUUUUUUUGUGUGUGUGAAAUGUUGCCAAAUAUAGCAAGAAAGUCGUUGAGUUGGUGACUAUUGCUAACUGCAAACAUGUACAUGACUCGGUGGGCUGGUCUGUCAGUGAAACCUCCCUCACAGCAGAGCAACAGAGGACAGUGGUUGAUUUUUAGACCUUUGCUGAGGUCAGCAAGACCGGCAGAUGUGAUCGGCUUCAGUAUCGGCCAAUCAACGAUCUCCCAAAAUGAAGGCAAUUGAGGCCGAUUUAUUGGUACACCCCUUUCAAUUAGUAAAGCUUUUUUCUCUUUUGCAGAGCAUGGGACUGUGCAGAGCUAAAGUAACCCAGUUCCUGGGGGCCAAACAGUACUCCAAGGCCCCUGACGGAGGAUGGGGGUGGGUGGUGGCUGUGGCGUUCUUCCUGGUGGAGAUGUUCACAUAUGGCAUCAUUAAGAGCUUUGGGAUCUUCCUCCAGGACAUGAUGGAGGAGUUUGGUGAGACCAACAGUCGGGUCUCGUGGAUCAUUUCCAUCUGUGUGUUCAUCAUGGCCUUUAAUAGUCCUCUCUCCUCAGUGAUGAUGAACCACUUUGGCUUCCAGUUUGUUGUUAUGAUUGGAGGAUUACUAAUAUCCACUGGCACCAUUGCAACCAGCUUUACCAGUUCACUCAAUCAGAUAUACAUCACCUAUGGAGUAGUGACAGGUCUGGGCUACAGUCUGACUUUCCUGCCCACUGUGACCAUCCUGUCGAAGUACUUCAGCCGUCGGCGCUCUCUGGUCACUGCUCUGGCUUCUACUGGGGAGUCCCUUGCAAUGUCUGCCCUAGCUCCAGGCUUUUCUGUGUUAAGAGAUAAAAUUGGCUGGAGACGCACCAUGGCAGUGAUCGGAGCUCUGCAAAGCGUCAUCAUCGUCUGUGGUGUGCUGCUCCGGCCAAUCAUUAUUAAACCCAGAAUGCCCCAAAGCCCAAACAUUGACACGUCUUCCCCAAAGGAGCUGGAAGCACUCAAGAAACAAGAGAAUGUAGACAGUUUGGUUCUUGAGAACUUUGAGACGACUAAUGGUGUCCUGUCACUUAAAGACACCUGUACACCAGAGGAGAAUACUUCCCUGGACAAAGAGGCAAGGCUAGAGACGACUCCAAACUCUCAGGAAAAAAGUAAAGAACCGGAAACAGAAAAACACAACAAAGAUGACGAAAAAACGAUGUACCAAGAAGGAGGAUGCAACUCAGGCUGCACAAAGCAAUCUGCUGCAAAUUCUAGACUCCUAGACUUCUCCAUCCUCAAAGACUGCAGUUUUAUUCUCUACUCUCUGUUUGGACUGUUUGCCACUCUGGGUUUCUUUGCCCCUCCACUCUACAUCAUCGAGCUGAGCGUGAACCGUGGCGUGGAGCGAGAGCAAGCCACCUACAUGCUCUCCAUCAUGGCCGUGGCUGAAAUCUUUGGACGAUUCCUCAUCGGGUGGGUCCUGUCCCAGAAUGUGUUCAAGACAAGGAAGCUCCUGGUACUCCUGAUGUGUGUGGUCAUGAUGACAGUGGACUUAGUGGGAUUUACGCUAGUGACAAAUUUUUACACUCUGGGUUUGUGCUGUGCUGUGUACGGGUUCUUCAUGGGAACCCUGGCAUGCACUCACAUCCCUAUGCUGGCAGAGGACGAGGUGGUGGGUGUGGAGAGGAUGUCAUCAGCUGCCGGUGUCUAUGUGUUCAUCCAGAGCUUUGCUGGACUGGGUGGGCCACCACUUGGAGGUGUGCUAGUGGAUGUAACUACGGACUAUGGAGCGGCAUUCUACUCCUGCGCGGUGGGAAUGGGACUGAGUGCUGUGUUCCUGGGACUUGUUAGACCUGCUAAAAAAGGGUUGCCCUGCAGGAGGAGAAGCCCGAAACACUCUGCAGUUGAACAUGAAAGGAACCCUGGCUACAAGGAGGUGAGAGGAGAGAAGAAACCGGACCAAACUCACACGGCACACGACUGCUCUGAGACAGAAGACAAAGGGAACGUCAGUCAGGAAGGAGUCAAGGAGGUCACAACUCAAUACUAAGCUGAAAAAACGCACAAGUAAAAGAACAAAUCAAGUGAAUGUAAGGGUAUAAGGUGAACAGUCCAGGAGGCAGUAAAGAGAAGGUUCAGCACUUAUGAGAGGGGAGUAGGCAUGGGCUGGUUACUGGUUUCAAGGUAUACCGCAAUAUAAAAAACAUCACGGUUUCAAAACCACAAAAAUUUUCCGUCAUACCAUUCUGGCGGUACAAGCGUGUUUUUUUUGUCAGAGAUAGAGUGGAGGUCGAAUCAAACCGGUCAUGUGUAGCUGCACUAUCACAAUCCGUCCACCUUGUCUAAAAGAACAAAGUCCACUUUAUGGAAGUACAUCAGCUACCGCAGGAAGACAGAUGGCAACUUGGAGGAAGAAGGUUGUCCUAUGUGCAAAACUUGCUUACCAUACUGUAGCCAAAGGAGGCAAACACGAUCGUACAUCUAGGAGAGCAAUUUGCUAAAUUAAAGGUAAAGUUCAUGCUGUGGUGAAAUGAACGAGCUACCUCUAGUGAAACAAAUAUCACCGUGUUUGUGAUCUAGAAGGAACUUCCAAAAGCAAUUUAAGUUGACUAUGACUGUAGAGAUUAUGGCGAUAGGCGAAUUUGAAAUGAAAAUAAAGGGCUGUCGCGUGGCGCAGAUUUUGGAGCUGCGCCAUGUAGACAGAGGCUACCGACCGGGAUGUGUUCACCCCACGUUCGUCUCCCAUUGUCUUUCUCCCUUUCUCUUUGACCCCUUCCUGUCACAUUGCUUUCAAAUAAAUGCCACUAGUGUAAACAAAAUGUCCAGCAAUAAUAAAAAAAGAAAUUCUAGUUAAAUUCAAAUGGCUGUUCUAAAUGUUCUGGCAGCAACGCGUCAUGUCAAAGAGGAUCAGCCCACAAUUCAGCAAACAUGCAAGAAGCAAAUUGCCUAUACAUUCACAUCAAAGCAUGCUAAAGAAAUGCUAAAUGAUACGUCUUAGAGCUGUAAUACUAAUACCACACCUAGCCUAGCCAUCCCAGGCCACUCUGCUCCAUUCAAAUCUCUGAUAUGCUCCAGGCUUCCUCCCAUUGACUUGGAGUCUGCCAGUAGACUUUCUACUGGGCCAAUCAGCAUACAAGAGAAGUUGAUCUUCUGCGCUGUUUUAGAAAUGCACUCUCACUGCAGUUUUUGCAAUGGCAGCAGAGGAAGUGAAGGAAGUCUUUCAGUCCAUGUUGGCCACACUUUCAAAUAAUGAAUUGACACCAACAGCCGCCUCGUAAUUUCCGGAAGCUUCAUAGCAUCAAACUGGUGCAUUACAUCAUCGUUACGUCACGGCCAAACAUUAACGACUUUAGGAAAAUUUAAAACCUCAACAGAGUCCACUCCUCUAGGAAGCAAUCGUGUCUCAAUAGCCGAGCGUUCAGACCCUCUGUACCAAGCUAAGAGUAGAACAAGGGGCUGACGUUUACCCGCCAUGUGAUACCACGACAUGGUGAUAUUUUUACCUAACAUAUCAUAGUGUCAUAAUUUCAUACCGCCGCAUGCCUAGACGGAAGUAUCGCUGUGGUGUUUGAUCGAAAUAGGGAGUUGUACCUUAAAUAUGAUCCAACAACCAGUAUUUUUUUUUUACAAGUUUACACGCCAAAUAUAAAAAUUAAUGCUUUUUUUGUACUUUGUUCUGUGUUAGUGAAGAGUGUAGAGUGAAUGAACAGUGACAGGAGAUGUCACACAAAGGUGUGUCCUCAAUAAGUCAUCAGUGUUGCAGUGUGAAGUUAGUUAGUUUGUCUGGUAUCAAUCAGGGCCUAACACUGAAGCAUUUUACAUCAGCUGUUGAUCAGUCUAACCACUCCUGGAAAAUACUAGAAACUAAAGAGAGCUGCUAACAAAAUAUACUGCACAGAUUUUAUUGCAAUUAAUUGAAAAUAAAUAAAAAAUUCCAAAACCUCAGGAGAAUGUAACAAAAAGUAUUUUCUUAUUUUUUAAUCUAUUUUUUCUGUAUAUCAAUCAUUUGUCAUUUUGUACCAAAGAUGCAUUAAAUCGCAAUAAAGCAAUGAUGUGAAUUGAACUUCUUAAUUAAGCCUUCCAGGCGUAUUUUUGUGUCAUGAAGCGAUGGCUCAUGCAUUGAUCACAUCAGUCACUGAAGAGCCUGUAUAAUGUUAACACAUCCAUCCAUGCAAAAUGACCUGCUAAUGCUAAUCUGAGCAUAAACACAUCAGAUUGCAGUUUGCAUUUCAGACUAAAAUAAAAAUGUGACAUUAAGUCCCUUAAUUCACAAAGUUUCUUUCUCCUGUUGAUUGUUGACAGUCCAUCCAAAUUCCCUCUUAUUUUUAACGUGUCCCAUCAGUGUGACACAUCUGUCGAAUCCUCAGUUUACACAAUAAAUCAAUAAAAAUAU